CAUUGAACCAAAUGUCAACUGAAGCAGAUCACCUCUUUUAUCUUCAACAUUGGUUGGUACCUCUCUCAUCUUUAGCCAACAAUUCAAGAAUUUAUGUUGUAGGUUUUGAAUAUUACUGCCAGCAAAUUUGCAACUUCUUGUCAGCUUGCAGAUUAUUUGGUGAAUUAUGGAACUUGUGCUACCAAUUUGUGAAGCGCUGAAGUGCUUUGGACAUCUAACAUGUACAUACAUGGAGCAUCACAGGAAACUUGAACGAAGGAUGAAUGAUCUUCUGGCAAAACAACGCCAACUAAAUGCUAUCAAGAGUGAUGUGGAAAUGAAAAUAAAAACAGAGCUUCGAUUGGGAAGAUGUGUAAGGCAAGAAGUAGAGAACUGGCUUCUAGAUGUGCAAACCAUCAAUGGCAAAAUACAGAACAUUGAUGAAAGAACGCAAAAUCUGUCUUGUUUUUCACGUGGGCACCUUGGGAAACAAGUUUCCCAAACAGUUGAAGAAGUGAAGGAAAUUAUUGAACAAGGCAGGUUCACUGGAGCUCUAGUAAUUGAUGAUCCAUCUACUGUUGGGGUGCCUUUUGAGUUGGAACAUUUGGAAGGUGAAACCGCGGUGCUUGCAGACAUUUGGAAGCAUUUGAUGAGUGAUGAAAUUGGAAUGGUUGGUGUAUGUGGAAUGGGCGGGAUUGGGAAAACCACUAUAAUGAAGCACAUAUACAAUCAACUAUUGGAGGAGACUAAAUCUAAACCCUUGUUUGAGAAAAUCAUUUGGGUCACUGUUUCACAGGACUUCAACAUCACCAGGUUACAACAAGACAUUGCAGAUGCUAUGAAUAUUGAAGAUCUUCCGAAACCUGAACAAAAGCGUGCAGCUGUGUUAAGGAACGAAUUGCUACAAAUAAGACAUGUGUUGAUCUUAGAUGAUGUUUGGGAAGGGUUUGUUCUCGAAAAGGUAGGGAUCCCUAUACCAAUAUUCAGCAAUGGGAGUAGGUUGGUAUUAACUAGUAGGUCGAAUGUGGUUUGUAGAUUUAUAGGCUGUUCUGAGAUAGUCGAAGUGCCUCCACUUUCCAAUGAGGAGUCCAUGAAUUUAUUCUUGGCGCAUACCGGACGUGGGAUUCUAAAGGUUCCAUCUUUGGAAGAAAUUUUGGGCGAUAUUGUUGGAGAGUGUGAUGGGUUACCCCUUGCCAUAGCAGUAAUAGCUGGGAGCAUGAAGGGAAUAUAUGAUGUUGUUGAAUGGAGGAAUGCAUUAACAGAGUUAGGUGACCAUGUAACAAGUGUGAAGGGCACAGAUAAAGAAAUAUACGGGCGAUUAAAGUUCAGUUUUGACCGUUUGGAAGAUUCAAAUAUCCAAAAUUGUUUCCUUUAUUGCUCACUGUACCCAGAAGACUAUAGAAUUCCAAGGGUGGAAUUAAUAGAAUACUGGAUAGAUGAGGGAUUUCUUGAAAGGGGGAGUCGACAACAACUGCAUGAUAGGGGUCAUACUAUAUUAAAUAGGCUGGUAAACAACUGUUUGUUGGAAAAGGCUGGAGAUGAUGUUAAGAUGCAUGAUGUGAUAAGAGAUAUGGCAUUGUAUAUCAAACACCCUUAUUUUAUGGUAAAAGCUGGCACCGGAUUGAAAGAAUUACCAGGCAAGCAAGAAUGGAAAGAUGUUGAAAGAGUUUCAUUCAUGAUGAAUAUGGUAUCAGAAAUUCCUCCAAGCUUGUCACCCAAUUGUGAAAAUCUUUCAACCUUGUUAUUACAAAACAAUGAGUCCUUGGAAAGGAUUUCAGAAUCAUUCUUUCAGCACAUGCAUAGUCUCAGCAUUCUUGACCUUUCUUAUACCAGUAUCGAGCAAUUGCCCAAUUCCGUAUCAAACUUGAAAACGCUCAAUGCAUUGGUGCUUCGUGGAUGCAAGGAGUUGAGAUAUGUUCCUUCACUAGAAAAGCUUAAGGCUCUACGAAAGCUAGACCUCCGGGGUACAGGUAUUGAAAAGGUGCCUAAAGGUUUGGAAAUGUUAGCGAAUCUAACAUAUCUCAACUUAUGUACUGAAAGCUUAAAGGAGCUGCCAAUAGCAAUUCUACCUAGGCUUUCGUGUCUGCAAUGCUUGGUAUUAUACGUUAAAUUACCUAGCGUAAAAAUGAAUGGAUUGGAAGUUGCCAGAUUAAGGAAGCUAGAGGUAUUUGAAGGGAGAUUUAAUGAGUUGAUAGACUUUAAUGCCUACAUCAAGUCUAUACAAGGUCGAGAGCUUACUUCUUACUUGCUUGUCAUGGCAUCGCCUAAAGCCAAGUUUGACGCCAGACCACUUGUAGAAGGGUUAAACAAUGCUUUCUUUUUCAACUUCGAAUUGCUUGGGGAUUGCGACGUCAGGAAUGUGUUCAAAAUCGUGGCAGGACACCAAGGUGUGAAAACUGUCUCCUUAACCUGGGGGGACAAAAAGCUGGAAGUGGUUUGUGAGAUGGAAAGGGAUCCUGCCACAUUUGUAGAAAGCUUGAAGAAAAGGGGGUAUGGAGUGCAGCUCGUGGAUGUGCAGGAGCAGGAGCCUCCAUUUCUUCCACGCAAGAGAGUCGUGAUAUUAAGCGGGUGUCCAAUAGGAAGAGAAGAUCCGGUAGAGCUCCCAAGUGAUGUUAGGUGUCUUAGAAUUUUUGAGUGCCCCGAUAUCAGAAGCUUAAGUGAUAUGCCCUUCUUCCAACAAACAAAUAAGUUGGGGUUCUGUUCGAUUCACCAUUGUAGAGGGAUAGAAUCCGUGCUUGACCUGUCCUCCACAUCUCAACCAUGCAACUCAUUUCAGAACCUUGAGCUAUUGUGGCUUGAAAAUUUGGAUAACCUUCAUAUGCUUGUUAAAGUAGCAGAAGAGGCAUCUGUUGUUUCUACAUCGAGUUCACUGCCAAUGCCAGGCAUCUUUUCCCAUCUUGAAUCAUUUGUGAUUAAAGGAUGCCCGAACAUGAAGCAGCUCUUCCCAUGUAAGCUAGCACAUGACCUCCAAAACCUGAAGAAGCUGGUGGUUUGUCAUUGUGUACAAAUGGAGGAAAUAAUAUCAUCAGAGGAAGAAAGACACAAGGGAAAAGGAAUAAACACUCGCACGAGAUUCAGUCUUCCCAAAUUACAAGAGUUAGUUUUGGCCUACUUACCAGAGUUGAAGAGCAUAUGCAGUUCAAAUAGGGCAGUGAUAUGCGACUCUCUUUGGGAUAUUGAAGUAAGGGAAUGUAUGAAGCUAAAAAGGAUGCCUCUUUAUCUACCUCAUUUCCGAGACACACACCAAUCAGUUCCUUCCGAAGAUAUCUGCAUAUCUCCAAGGGAAUGGUGGGAAUCAGUAGAGUGGGACUAUCCCAAGGCUAAGGAGGUUCUGCGACCUUGGUUAUAUUUUGUUUGAGAACUGAUGAAGCCUUUGCACUUGAUAAUGAACUUCAAUUUGAUUUUAAUCUGGUUGGAAUGUUGAUGUUGCAAUUCAAGUUUUCAUCUUGAUUUUAGUUUGCA
Messenger RNA from Gossypium raimondii (Peruvian cotton), 3441 nucleotides. RefSeq names its product probable disease resistance protein At4g27220. The transcript has 4 exons. Lineage: Eukaryota; Viridiplantae; Streptophyta; Magnoliopsida; Malvales; Malvaceae. The record is from RefSeq and is a predicted model, not a curated record. Gene Ontology annotation, molecular function: protein binding; ADP binding. Bases 167 to 3337 code for a protein of 1056 amino acids.